UGUAAUGGAUUCUCCGAAAUCCUCCGUGGCCCCCUCUCCCGGCCCUCUCCUCUCGCUCUCCGCCUUCGUCAAUCGGCACUCCGCGCGUUUCGGAGCCGAGCUCUCUAGCCGAUUGGAUGAAGCCCAGCGUUUUUUCUCUAAAGUAGCUUCCAAAUUCCCAGUUCUACCACCACCGCCGACGGUAGUAAGAAGUCAUUCGCAGUCGGCGCAUUCGUCUUUACCAUUCGCUUCAGUGUCUCAGAAACCCAGAGAAGGUAAUGAACUGAGCUCGGAACGCGUUUCCAAAGCGCUGCUCGGAACUUCAGUGUACACCGUCAGCAACGCCAACAAUGAGUUCGUGCUCAUUUCCGACCCCAAUAGUACUAAAUCCAUUGGAUUGCUUUGCUUUCGCGAAGAGGAUGCAGAUGCAUUUCUAUCUCAGGUGCGGUCCCGGAGGGGGGAAGUUAAAGGCUCGGUCAAGGUCGUUCCUAUUACUCUUGAUCAGGUUUAUAUGUUGAAUGUUGAAGGAAUUGCAUUUCGGUUUCU
Messenger RNA from Cuscuta epithymum, 525 nucleotides. NCBI's taxonomy places the organism in Eukaryota, Viridiplantae, Streptophyta, Magnoliopsida, Solanales, Convolvulaceae. The record is from the annotation of a GenBank genome assembly.